AUGGCUUUACGUUCCAACUAUGACAAUAGUCGUACGUCUUUUCCACUAUAUUUUGGUCGACAAAUAAAAUUUGGUGAUGCUGCUUCUACGCCAUUGAAAAUGAUCAAAUUGAAAGUUGAACAACAAGUAAAUGCAUCAUUUCCGCUCAUACAUCAAGUGGCAACAACGAUGACAUUUAAAAAUGAUCAUAAUCGAGUAUUAGAAGGAGCUUUGGAAUUUACUCUACCGGCGACAGCAACAAUAUGCGGUUUUGGUCUCGAUGUUGAUGGUGCCAUUGUCGAUGGUGUUGUCGUUGAAAAAGAAAAAGCUCGUGUUACAUUUGAAAAGGAAGUUCGAAAAGGUGUUGAUCCUGGUCUAGUCGAGAUGGUUAAAGGAAAUAUAUUUCGCACAAGAGUUUAUCCAAUGCCACCUGGAGGCAUACGAAUCGUGCGUGUCAUUUAUCAAGAUCAAGCACAAAUGGAAAACGAUUGUUUUCUGUUUCAUAUUCCUAUCGAUUUUAAUACUAUUCUCGAAAAUUUGGAUAUGUCAUUGGUUUGUAUACAUGCAUCAAACGAUGAUCAACCAAAAUUUGUUUCGAACGUUAAAUUUCAACAACCUUUUGUGAAUUCAAAUGGAAGAUAUUGUUCCGAAAUUCACCAAACCAAUGUUCAACCGAUGAAAGAUGAACAGUGUAUUACGUACAAACUAAAAAACCUAACACCUGGACAACCUAUUCAUAGCGUAGAGAUCGAUCCUGAUGAUCGUAGUCAAGCCUACUUUGCUCUUAGCUAUAUACCACCAUUAUCUCAAUCUAGUAGUACAGUACCUAAUAAUCAGAAGACAAUGUCCAUCUGUAUACUUUGGGAUGCAAGUUUAAGUCGAGCUAAUCUGGAAAAUCGUAAUCAUGAAAUUCAAAUGCUCAAGAAGAUAUUGAAUACUUGGGAAUCGAAUGGUAUUAAUAUCAAUUUGACUGUAGUUGUUUUUCGAAAUGAACUUGAAGAACCGCGUUCAUUUAACCUACAAGUACAGGAUUAUUGGUCUAAAAUUAAUCAAUUUUUAACUAAUGUUUCAUAUGAUGGUGCAACAAAUCUAUUUCAACUGGCUACACUUUCAACUACGAUUCCGAAUGUAACACAUUAUUUUUUAUUUAGUGACUGUCUUUCAACAAUCGGCAACGAUGAACCAGCCUUUUUCAAUAAUUUGACAACAAAACCAAUAUGGAUAUUUAACGCUAAUGCUACACAUGAACCAAGUAAUUUUCCGCUGAUUAAUUAUUUAACUAAUCUUAGCAGUGGUGGCUACAUUUCGCGUGAGAAAAUCAUGGCUCAAAAUAAUGCUAUUGAUAUCGUUCAAUGGAUUGAUAGGCCACAAACAAGAUAUUUCAAUACGAAUACGAUCAAUGAUACUGAUGUUCAUGAUAUUUAUCCGAGCCAUUCAAUUACUUUAGCACCAAACACAGAACGAUUUAUACUUGUUGGGAAAAUGUCUUCGUCAACUACUGCAAAUAUUGCUGUCAAUUUUCUUAUUUCGAAUCAACUGCAUCGCAAAGAAUUGAAGAUCAAUAAAGUAGAUCCAAAAUCUGAAAAUUAUGGAUUACUACGACGAUUGUAUGCCAAACAAAUGCUAACUGAACUAACUGCAUUUCCAGAAAAGAAUAAAAAGCGUAUUCUAGAUAUUGGCUUAAAAUAUUCGAUUGUGAGUGAUUUUACAUCCAUACUUGUUCUAGAAACAUUACAACAACAUAUUCAACAUCAGAUAUGUCCACAUCAAUCACGUACAAAAUUAUAUAAUGAUUAUAUGGCCUAUCAGAAUAAUAAAAAACAGCAAGAAUCGACAAAAACCCAAACAAAACUAAAUGCUGUUUUACACUUAUGGCAAACACGGUGUACAUGGUAUGAUAAAGAAAUAACAGAUAAAGAUCGUAAAAAGGCGCUGGAAAUGAGCAGCUCUAGUGAAGAUGAUUCAUCACCUAGAAAUAGUAUGCUAUACCAGCGUAUGCCAGUACGUUCUGCUAUUGACAAUAAUUCUUAUGCAAGAAGACCUCAAGUAAUGGCGUGUAGCGCGAGCCGAACUCGCCACUUACAAUCGAUGAACUAUGACAUGUGUUAUGAAAGAUCUUCUUCACCACAAAGAUCAUAUAUGCAGUCACUCAGCAAACCAGGUGCCUCAGUAAAUAUGUCUGAUGAUGAUGAGGAAGAAAUGCAUGUUUCCAUGAGCUCUUCGAUUAAUGAAGAAUCCCAGAUUUCAAACCAACGAUCCCUUGUUGAUAGACUUGCUACUACUACUAAUAGUAAUCCUACUAGUAGUUCACAAACAAUUACUCUACAAAACUGGGAUCCGCAAACACCUUAUAUGGACAAAAUUAAAUCAAGUAAUAGUAUACAAACAGCUUAUCAAAUUUAUUUGAAUGAACGUCAAUCGUAUUCUAAAUCACCGUCAUUUUAUUUUGACAUAGCAUCUUACUUUUUCUUACAAGCUCGUUCUUCAAAUCCGCAGCAAUCAUCAAUUGAUAAAUUUAAUCAGAUCCAUUCGAUGUCUCACAGCGGUAUUUCAAAUGAAACUCCUAGUACUAAUGCUAAUUCAAAUGAAUAUGAAUAUUUUGGUUUACGUAUUCUAACAAGUGUAUUAGAAUUAGAAUUGGAAUCAUCACAAUUGUUACGAACUGUCGCUUAUAAGCUUGUUGAACUUGGACGUCAUAAUUUAGCUGAGAAUAUUUAUCGGCGUAUCGUAAAUUUGAGAUCGGAUGAGCCACAAUCCUUUCGCGAUCUAGCAUUAUUAUUACAAGAAUCGAAUUCGGAAACAAAGAAUCUUCUAGAAAUAUCAGACCUAUUUAAAAAAGUUCUAUUUGGCGAAUGGGACAAUCGUUAUGCUGAAAUUGAAGUCACAACAUUGCAUGAAUUGAAUUGUUUUGCAUUUCAAUUUUAUCCACAAAAACAAAAAAUAUUGAAUUCGAUUGAUAAUCGCCUAAUUCGUCAUUUGCCGGUCGACUUAAAAAUAGUUAUGGUUUGGGAUACGAAUGAUACCGAUGUUGAUUUGCAUGUCAUUGAACCGACAGGUGAAGAAUGCUAUUACGGACAUAAACAUACAGCUAUUGGCGGUAUGAUAAGUCGCGAUUUUACAACUGGCUACGGGCCAGAAGAGUAUUUAGUUCGAAAAGCAAUCAAUGGUACAUAUACAGUUCGAGCAAAAUAUUUUGCUAAUCAUCAGCAGAGUCUUACUGGUGCAACCACAAUUAUGGUACAUGUCUAUAAAUAUUAUGGACAAUCGAAUCAACAAAAAGAAAUUGUUACAUUAAGAUUGAGUAGUAAUCAAGAAAUGAUCGAUGUAUGCAAAGUGGAGUUUAACGAUAAUAUCAAACCAAAAUCAGACAAUAAAAUAAUGAAUAAUCAAAAUUCGAACACGAAUAUUCAUUCGCAUGUUACUUGCGAUGGAUGUGAAAUGUCACCAAUCAAAGGAGAUCGUUAUAAAUGUUUAUUUUGUCCUGAUGUUGAUUUUUGUCAAUCAUGCCAAUCGGUCAGUAGAACAACUCAUGAUCCGAAUCAUCAAUACAAUCAUCCAUUAUUAUGUAUUAAAAAUUCAGACGAAUAUUCAGAGUCAGUUUGCAUGCAUAAUCGCAGUAAGAUCAUUCACAAGAAUAGUCAAUGUAAUUCAUGUUUGACGAAGCCAAUUAUUGGCGUCCGUUACAAAUGUACUAGUGGAAUUAAUCUAUGUGAAAGGUGUGAAUUCACAGGUUUACAUGAUACAGAUCAUCGUCGUACCAAAAUAACUAAAGCAUAA
This is a messenger RNA of Rotaria socialis, 3756 nucleotides long. NCBI's taxonomy places the organism in Eukaryota, Metazoa, Rotifera, Eurotatoria, Philodinida, Philodinidae. The record is from the annotation of a GenBank genome assembly.